Dermatophagoides pteronyssinus (European house dust mite) is the source of this 1086-nucleotide messenger RNA. Its product is annotated as DNA-directed RNA polymerase subunit beta''-like. The record is from RefSeq and is a predicted model, not a curated record. Lineage: Eukaryota; Metazoa; Arthropoda; Arachnida; Sarcoptiformes; Pyroglyphidae.
AUGGAUGAAUCCGUUUUACGAUCAUAUUGUCCAUAUGAUACAACCGCUGCACCAUUAUUUGAUUAUCAAAACAAUGAAACAUCAUUAAAUAUUAUCGAAAACCGUCUAACAUCGAUUAUCUUUUUAAUAUUUUUCAUUUUUAUUUUAUACAGUCAUUAUAUAUUGUUUUUAACUGAUCAUAAUUCAAUAGCAUGGCGUUUAUUAUAUGAUGUUUCUAAUCGUAAUUAUGAUCAAUAUCGUGAUUCAAUCAUCAAUGAACAAAAUAUUAGUUUCACUAAAUCGGUAAUUAAAGCGUUAUCUUAUGACAAUAAUAAAUUUGAAGAAUUCAUUUCAAAUUCAUCAACGAAAAUAAUGCAUAACAGUUUAGCAAGAAUAAUGAAAAAAAAUCCCAAAAGUUUUAUUGAUAAAUUAAUCAUACAGUUAAUGUUAUAUAUUGAUCUUUAUAAAUUUGAAAAAUUACGUUUAAAAGUAUUCAGCUAUGCUGGUUUAAAACAAAGAAUCGAAUUGGCUAUUACAAUGUUUACUUUACAUUGCAUUGAUGUUUUCAUGAUGAUAUUGGUUAUAUCAACUACAUUCAAUCUUGGAUUGAAUUAUUUACGUAAUUUGUUUUGGGGACGAUUUCAACGACAACAUCAACAUAUGACCUAUUGUAUGAUGUAUAGUGGUCAUGAUGUUUGGAAUAAUGUAUAUCUUAUAGCCGUAAUGGCUAAUAUUCCAUUGAAUAUAGUUUGCAUUUAUAAUCUUGUAUUCAAAUCAAAUUCAUGGAAUAAUGAAUUAAUAUCGUUAGGAUUUUUAAGUGCUCAAAUGUAUAUUCUUUCAGCAAUCAUGGCAAUGACAUCGACCAUUCAUUUUUUUGCUAAUCAAUUUAAACGACAAUUACCAGCAAUACAAUUAUAUAUGAAAGAUCCAUCGAUUAAAUGGCAGGUUCAUGAAUUUUAUGAACGUUUAACAACUACCGGUAUUGGUUUCGGUUAUUAUUGUGGUCGCAUCGCUCUUAUUAAUUAUCAUAAUUCUUUUCAGCUUUUAAUAUCAUAUUUUGGUCUAAUGCUAAUAACGUUUACAUUUUUACGUAAUAAUAAUCAAUAA